UGUCUUUCUGUACAAGUUCCUCCUGAGUGGAAAACUAUUGCAGCACUUCAAACUCCGCCCCCUUCCCCCCUCUGCAACUCAGAGCGGAAGUACCAAGUUCCUCUUUCACGGAAGUCACACCUGCGACAGUUGGUGUUCAAACUGUUGAAUAAAAGGAGAUAUAAGGGAAUAGCAGGCAGAACCAGGACUGAGGAGGACGAGAUCAGCCGGGUUUCUGUGGACCUGAAGAGAGUUCAGCAGGUGGAGGCUCUGCUAUGGAUCAGUGUGAGGACAGAGAGGAGGGAGUCCCCCCCCUCUCUGUGUGGGGAACAUGACAGCCAGACCAAAGCUCAGAGACCAGAACAAACAACACACUCUGCUGGACCUGGACCUGGACCUGAACCUGGACCUGAACCUGGACCUUUGAAAAACAAAGGAGAAAAUAUGGCGACACUGAAAAAUAUCCUCUUCAGAACUUUAGAACAAUUGGGGAAAGAGGACUUUGAAGAAUUCAAGUGGCACCUGCAGCAGGAGGUCCUAGGAUUUGAAGGAAUCCCAAAGAGUCGACUAGAGGAUGCAUGUCGGACGCAAACUGUGGACCACAUGUUUCUGAACUACGGCAUUAACACUAUUAAAGUGACCAGAAACGUUUUGAAGGAGAUUAAUCAGAAUCUUCUGGAGGAGAAAUUAUCAAAAAUUCCAUCAGAACCGACAGAGAUUCUCACUCAGUGCCAAGGGAACCUCAAAUUCAACCUGAAGAAAAAAAUUGAGAAAAUCAUAAAAACGGGUAAUUCAAGACCUCUAAAUGAAAUCUACACAGAGAUCUACAUCACCAUGGGAGAAACAACAGCUGAAGAGCAUGAGAUCAGACAGAUUGAAACAGCAUCCAGGAAACCAGACAGACCAGAAACAACCAUCAGACAAGAAGACCUCUUUAAAGCCUCACCUGGAAGAGAUGCACGACUCAGAGUGUUGACAAAGGGAGUGGCUGGCAUCGGGAAAACAGUCUUAACACAGAAGUUCACUCUGGACUGGGCUGAAGGCAAAGCCAACCAGGACAUCCAGUUCACAUUUCCCUUACCUUUCAGAGAGCUGAAUAGGCUGAAAAAAAAUUACAGCUUGGUGGAACUUGUUCAUCUCUUCUUCUCUGAAACCAGAGAAGCAGGAAUCUGCAGGUUUGAUCAGUUCUCGGUUUUGUUCAUCUUUGACGGUCUGGAUGAGUGUCGACUUCCUCUGGACUUCCUCAACACUGAGAUCCUGACUGAUGUCACAGAGUCCACCUCAGUGGAUGUGCUGCUGACAAACCUCAUCAGGGGGAAGCUGCUUCCCUCUGCUCGCCUCUGGAUAACCACACGACCUGCAGCAGCCAAUCAGAUCCCUCCUGAGUGUGUGGACAUGGUGACAGAGGUCCGAGGGUUCACUGACCCACAGAAGGAGGAUUACUUCAGGAAGAGAUUCAGAGAUCAGGAGCUGGCCAGCACCAUCAUCUCCCACAUCAAGACCUCACGAAGCCUUCACAUCAUGUGCCACAUCCCAGUCUUCUGCUGGAUCUCUGCUUCAGUUCUGGAGAAAGUGUUGAAAACCAGAGAGGGAGGAGAGCUGCCCAAGACCCUGACUGAGAUGUACAUCCACUUCCUGGUGGUUCAGUCCAAAGUGAAGAACGUCAAGUAUCGUGGAAAAAGGGAAACAGAUUUCCACUGGAGUCCAGAGAGCAGGAAGAUGAUGGAGGCUCUGGGAAAACUGGCCUUUGAGCAGCUGCAGAAAGGCAACCUGAUCUUCUAUGAGUCCGACCUGACAGAGUGUGACAUCGAUAUCACAGAAGCCUCAGUGUACUCAGGAGUGUUCACACAGGUCUUUAGAGAGGAGGGUGAACUGUACAAGGACACGGUGUUCUGCUUUGUCCAUCUGAGCGUUCAGGAGUUUCUGGCUGCUCUUCAUGUCCAUCUGACCUUCAUCAACUCUGGAGUCAACCUGCUGCCAGAAGAAUCAACAACCUCCAGGCUGCUUAAAGUGUUCAGAGACAACCAUCAACUUAAACAUCUCUACCAGAGUGCUGUGGACCAGGCCUUACAGAGUCCAAACGGACACCUGGACUUGUUCCUUCGCUUCCUCCUGGGUCUCUCCCUGCAGACCAAUCAGAAACUCCUACAUGGCCUGCUGAAAGAAACAGGAAGUAACUCAGAGAUCAACCAGAAAACAGUUGAGUACAUCAAGAAGAAGAUAAGAAAGAACCCGUCUCCGGAGAGAAGCAUCAACCUGUUCCACUGUCUGAAUGAACUGAAUGAUAGUUCUCUAGAGGAGCAGAUCCAACAGUCCCUGAGAUCAGGAAGUCUCUCCACAGAUAAUCUGUCUCCUGCUCAGUGGUCAGCUCUGGUCUUCAUCUUACUGACAUCAGGAAAAGACCUGGACGUCUUUGACCUGAAUAAAUACUCUGCUUCAGAGAAGGCUCUUCUGAGGCUGCUGCCAGUGGUCAAAGCCUCCAGGAAAGCUCUGCUGAGUGGCUGUAAGCUGUCAGAGAGAAGCUGUGCAACUCUGUCCUCAGUCCUCAGCUCCCAGUCCUCUAGUCUGAGAGAGCUGGACCUGAGUGACAACGACCUGCAGGAUUCAGGAGUGAAGCUGCUGUCUGCUGGACUGGAGAGUCCACACUGCGAACUGGAGACUCUCAGUCUGGCAGGCUGUCUGGUUACAGAGGAAGGCUGUGUUUCUCUGGCUUCAGCUCUGAGCUCCAACCCCUCCCAUCUGAGAGAGCUGGACCUGAGCUACAAUCAUCCAGGAGACUCAGGAGAGAAGCUGCUGUCUGCUGGACUGGAGGAUCCACUCUGGAGACUGAAGACACUCAGGCUGGACCAUGGUGGAGAGCAGAGGCUAAAACCAGGUCUGAGGAAGUAUUCCUGUGAACUCACCCUGGACUCAAACACAGCACACAGAGAACUCAAACUGUCUGAGGACAACAGGAAGGUGACACGGGUGGGAGAGGAGCCAUAUCCUGAUCAUCCAGAGAGGUUUGACUUCUGGAAACAGCUGAUGUGUAGAGAAGUUCUGACUGGUCGCUGUUACUGGGAGGUCGAGUGGAGAGGAGGGGUUUGUAUAUCAGUGACUUACAGAGGAAUCAGGAGGAGAGGAGAGAGAGAGGACUGUAGGUUUGGACAGAAUGAUCAGUCCUGGAGUCUGAGCUGCUCUGAUAGAGGUUACUCUGUCUGGCACAAUAAGAGAGAAACACUCAUCUCCUCCUCCUCCUCCUCCUCCUCCUCCUCCUCCUCCUCCUCCUCCUCCUCCUCCUCCUCCUCCUCCUUCUCCUCCUUCUUCUCCUCCUCCUUCUCCCCCUCUCGUAGAGUAGCAGUGUAUCUGGAUCAUCCUGCUGGCUCUCUCUCCUUCUACAGAGUCUCCUCUGACAGACUGACCCACCUCCACACCAUCAGAACCACAUUCACUGAACCUCUCUACACUGGGUUUGGGUUAUGGUUAGUGUCAGGUGUCUCCUCAGCGUCUCUGUGUCCUCUGUAGGAGGAGAUCACUUCCUGUCCUGGGUUUAAGGGUUGGUGUUUUAAAUCUGGCUCACUGAUUGUGUCUUUACUGUCAGAAGUAUUUUUAUCAGAGAGGCUUUUAUUCUGAAGGCUGUGUCCUGAGAGAGUCUUUUAUUCUGAAGGCUGUGUCCUCAGAGAGUCUUUUAUUCUGAAGGCUGUGUCCUCAGAGAGUCUUUUAUUC
Messenger RNA from Gymnodraco acuticeps, 3684 nucleotides. Its product is annotated as NLR family CARD domain-containing protein 3-like. Gene Ontology annotation, molecular function: protein binding. The record is from RefSeq and is a predicted model, not a curated record. Lineage: Eukaryota; Metazoa; Chordata; Actinopteri; Perciformes; Bathydraconidae.